AUGGCAUCUAGAUCCGCCCUCCACAUCCAAGACACCAAGUUUAACGAUCUUGGUCUCUCAAAGUCCACUUUGAACAAGGAGAAAGUCUGCUGCUACACGCGCUCGCUAGAGAGCGCCAGCGACGAUAAUCCCAUAAUCGUUCUUAUCCAUGGAUAUCCGCAAUCGGCUUACAUGUGGCGCCACAUGAUCCCUCUUCUUCCAUCCAAGGCACCGCUCUUCGUUCCGGAUCUACCUGGGUACGGCGCUAGUGCACCGAUUGCGAAGAACGAUAAAGUGAGUAUAGGGACGGCGGUACUCGAAGCGUUGAAGACGGAGGUCAAGAAGAGUAAAAGUGGAGAUGGGGAUGUAAAGGUUGUGCUUAUUGGGCAUGAUCGUGGAGCGAGAGUUGCCCACCAUGUUACUGUUAGCGGGGUUGAUGGAGUGAAGAUCCUGGGUGUUUGUUUGAUCGAUAUCGUUCCGACCUCCACACAAUGGCAACACUUCACCUCCCCAGCCACUGCAGCAAAGGAGAUAACAGGCUACUUUCACUGGCCUCUGCUCGCAAACGUCGAUUUGGCGACGCGUAUGAUCACCGCCUUCGGCCCAUCCAAAUGGUGUCAAGAGAUGAUCCUACGUUGGUCUGGAAAGAGCAAUGCCGGUAUCGAGAAACUGAAGGCUAAUGACUCGUUGACCGUCUAUGGCGAUUUCUUCAAUCAGGAACAUACGCUGAAAGCUACUUGCGAAGACUACAAGGAAGGUGCUACGACGGAUGUUGAAAGAGAGGAGAAGAAUCAGAAGGAGGGAAGGAAGAUUCAAGUGCCGUUGCUGUUGGUGUAUAGUGCGGCGAGUAUUGGAAGUAGCAAACUCGACCUUCAAUUUUACGCUGUAACCAAAGCCCUUGAAGCUACACCAGACACCCCAAAGCGCCAUAUAUUCCAGGGUUAUGGUGCAAACAUCAAUGAAGAUGAUGAAGACAUUGGCCAGGAAGAGUAA
This is a messenger RNA of Alternaria ventricosa, 972 nucleotides long. RefSeq lists its product as uncharacterized. Gene Ontology annotation, molecular function: hydrolase activity. Lineage: Eukaryota; Fungi; Ascomycota; Dothideomycetes; Pleosporales; Pleosporaceae. The transcript is spliced from 4 exons. The record is from RefSeq and is a predicted model, not a curated record. Bases 1 to 972 code for a protein of 323 amino acids.